This is a messenger RNA of Psilocybe cubensis, 1107 nucleotides long. RefSeq lists its product as uncharacterized. The transcript has a single exon. NCBI's taxonomy places the organism in Eukaryota, Fungi, Basidiomycota, Agaricomycetes, Agaricales, Agrocybaceae. The coding region runs from base 1 to 1107 and encodes 368 amino acids. The record is from RefSeq and is a predicted model, not a curated record.
AUGAGACCUAAAAGUCCACACUGGGAUAGCCCAAACUCUCCGACAAAGCGUCCCGCUGCCUUUUACGGCAACAGCGUCGACUACAGAGGCAAUCCUUCAUCUAGCAGGCUUCCAUCGCAGGUUGAUCUUCUCCUCUCAACGCCAUCUCGAAGGUCCCAAUAUCCAAAUAAUACUGCUGUGUUCUCUGAGGCAUCCCUGAACAUUGAAGAAUGUCGUGAAGAAGUAGGAAAAAUGAUGAACUUGAUGUCCACCGCUCAUACACGCCUUGAAAAUCUUCCGUAUGGCCAACCACAAAGCUGGAUUCAGUACUGGAAAGAUGAACGUGCAGCUGCUCUUGUCGCUAUUCGUCGGAUGCUUGGAAAUAUGAACAAAUCAAACAAUAUGACCCCCGCUGAGUACUUUCUCCAGGAGUUCUGGCGCGAUCCAGAGAACGGUGUCGCACUUGUCUUGCCCACUGUCGCAUACACUGAUGCAUGCAACAAAGGCAUCGGAUUCUUCAUGCCAGCGCCAGGCGGCCACCAGCAGGCUCUGGGGCUGGCCUGGUCCUGGAAGACAGGAAAGAACUACAUAAUUCCGCGCAUAUUGGACGGGUCAGUAUAUGCCUCAUGGGGAGAGUUGAUCGCAGUGGAGAUCACACUUGAAACUCUGCUGACUCUUCAUCAGUACGAAUCCAUCCAAUCCCGGAGAUACCCUCCCGAUCCCCCUUGUUUUGUCAUUCUUUCAGAUAACCAAGAUGUAGUCACCUCCCUCUCAAGCCAAAACAGGUGGGUUGAUCGACGAGCCGUCUUUUUGGAGGAGCUCGAUUCUGUUGUGGGCAGGAUUGGGAAAACAUGCUUAGAUCAUAAUGUGCAAUUGCACGUUCGUUGGAUUCGCGGAAGCAACAACUACGCAGACCCAUGGUCGCGCAUGGAGUUCUCCAAAGAAAACGCUGACUCUAUGGAGGAGUGGCACGAAAAGAUAAAGAUGAAACUGUUUGAUCACGGAAUUACUGUGCCAGCCGUCCCGUAUCAUCACCGUCUGCUUCUAGAACCUUGCUGGUUCAAACACCGUACCCAAUCCUUCCGUGGGUCUCCCCGGAAGAGCACCCGGUCCUUCCAUCCGUAUUAA